UCAGUUCCGUUCGGCCUACCCUGCCUUCAGUUCUGUUCUCUUCCACGCCGUUCCUCUUCCUCGACUACGCCUGACUUCCAUUCUGUUCUCCUCCACACGAUUCUUCCUGACGACGCGAGUAUUGAGCAGCAGCAGAGGGACCAGGCCUUCCCUUCGCUAGGGUUUGGUUGCCGGUCGCCUCCGCCCUCCGGCCAGGCCGCCGGAGCUAGGAGCGGUCGGAAUCGAGUCAGUGCGGCCUUGCUGAUCCGUUCCCCGCCUCCGACGUCCGCUCCUCGGUGCCAACGGAGGCCCCGCACAGCCGCACCUCGCCAGCCUCUCCUCAGCUCAGCUGCUCCCAUCGGCGGCUCCUGACCCCCCAACUCCCUCAUUCCUUCCUUCCCUGCGAAGUUCGAUCUGACGCGUCAAGGGACACCAGUGAAAGGCAGCAGCACUGGCCUUUAAAUCCUGAAAUAAGAACAAGCUACUUCAACUCCAUGCUUAAUGAUAUAACAAAGUGGAUAAAAACAUGAAGCGGUUGACGGUGGACAAACCAGCGACUGGGCCACUGUCGGCGGAGAGCCGGAGACCUUGCAUCUGCAGCUCUGCGCAUCGGCUGAGCCAGCUUGCUGGGAGUCGCAAUCGCAACCAUGCGAGGCAGAGCUAGCUGCGGGCAACGGCACGGCACAGAGCUUCCCUCCACUACACGUGCGGCCCCUUAGGGUUUAAAGGUGCGUGAUGUCUUCAGAGGAGCUGAGGACAAGCUUUUCAGAUUUUGUGGUGAGUUCAUCAACCCGGAAAAAGGGCCAAACUAAUUCUUCAGGUGAUUCGUCGUCCGAGGGGGACCUCCAAGUCACUUGUUUCACAGAGGACCUUCAUGAUGUCACACUUCAUUUUCAGAUAGUGAGGUUCUCUAAACAGAUCUAUGUGUGGGUUGGAUGCAACACAGCAAAAUUUGGCCAUCUGUACGCUGCUGCAACCACUAGGCCGGAUAAUAGAGUGAGUGUCACCUCUGUACUAGGAGGAACAUCCGACAACACCGGAUCAGGAAUCGCCCGCCGUCUAGUGCUGAAAACUGGUCUGAACAUAGUCCUGGCAUGCAACAUUCCAAAAGACAGCCCCAUGCUUGAGGCUGCUGCGGAGAGGAAGCUGGUGGAGAAGCUGAAAGGUUUGGGCUACACGAGACCCAUAGCUGGGGAGGCUAAUACUUCCAUUGCACAGAAAUAGGUAGUGUGAUCUGGUGAGGCUUCGACUAUUACUGGGCUUAGUUUCACCGUUAGAUGCAGGAGGAAAGCUUGUGAUUAUUACUGGGCUUGAUCAAUUGACUGGGUAUCUGUACAAUGUGGCAAAAAUGUUCUGAAUUAUAGUGCCUUCCAGGGCUCUUGCACAAACGACAGCCUGCCAUUGAUCUGGAUGCUCUGAAACAUGGUGAGUUGCAACUCCUAGAUGCAAAUUGCAAAUCGAUCGAUGCCUUGGAA
Molecule: messenger RNA, 1454 nt
Organism: Panicum virgatum (switchgrass)
Lineage: Eukaryota; Viridiplantae; Streptophyta; Magnoliopsida; Poales; Poaceae
Product: proteasome assembly chaperone 4-like
Exons: 7
Coding region: 715-1203 (162 amino acids)
Biological process (GO): proteasome assembly
Source: RefSeq, a predicted model, not a curated record